Molecule: messenger RNA, 1928 nt
Organism: Silurus meridionalis
Lineage: Eukaryota; Metazoa; Chordata; Actinopteri; Siluriformes; Siluridae
Gene: faah2b
Product: fatty acid amide hydrolase 2b
Exons: 12
Coding region: 1-1869 (622 amino acids)
Source: RefSeq, a predicted model, not a curated record
AUGCCAUCACCACAACCCUCCAUUUGCAUCUCACCCACCUGGCUAAUAAAGCAACAUACGUAUGAUGCUGUUAAUAGACUUCAGUUCAGCAUUCAACAUGUUAAUGUUCAGCACUUGAUAGAGAAGCUGAGCCUACUGGGCCUGAACACCUUCCUUCUGCAACUGGAUCCAGGACUUUCUGACUGUGAGACCUCAGUCAGUUCAGAUCAGGAACAGCAUCUCCAGCACUCAAGCACUCAGCACUUGCACAGCUCGAAUCACAUCAUCAAGUUCACCGAUAACACAACCAUGUUGUUUUACUAUGGGUUUAACAGCAGAGAGAGGAUUUUGCAGUGGCUCUACCAUGCAGUCUCUGGCUUUUUCUACAGGCUUUUUGUUUUGGUGUCGCCGCGACGCAAAGCUGAAAAAGUGCCACCGGUCACCGAGCCUCUGCUCCUCAUCCCCGCCACACAGCUGGCCGAGAAGAUCCGCCGCAGACAGGUGUCGAGUGUAGAGGUGGUUCAGGCCUACAUAGACAGGAUCCAGCAGGUGAACCCCCUCCUGAAUGCUGUGGUUAAAGACAGAUUUUCAGCAGCUUUGGCAGAAGCAGCUCAGGUGGACAGGCUGAUAAAGGAGGAGACUGAGGGUGAAGAGACUCUUGCAGACCGAUUUCCUCUGCUGGGGGUCCCAUUAUCUAUCAAAGAGUCUUUUUUCUUGCAGGGUAUGCCCUGCACUACAGGCCUGGUCUCUCGCGCUGGUUUUGUUGCCAGUUCAGACGCUCCUGCUGUUGCCCUUCUGAAGAGAGCCGGAGCCAUUCCUCUGGGAGUGACUAACACCAGCGAGCUGUGCAUGUGGCUGGAGUCUCACAAUCACUUGUACGGCAUCACCAGUAACCCCUAUGACACGAGCAGGAUAUGUGGAGGAAGCUCAGGUGGGGAGGGCAGUAUUCUGGGUAGCGGGGGCUCAGUGAUUGGAAUUGGUUCAGACAUUGGCGGCAGCAUUCGCAUUCCCUGUUUCUUUAACGGCAUAUUUGGACACAAAGGCACUCCAGGAAUCAUCUCUAAUGACGGCCAGCUCCCUCGCAGCUCAGGGCUUCAGGAGGAACUUCUGAGUACUGGUCCAAUGUGUCGCUAUGCAGCAGACCUGCUGCCUAUGCUGAGGAUAAUGGCUGGAGAAAAUGCAGACAAAUUAUCCCUGUCCUCGAAGGUGGACCUGAAGAAGUUGCGCUUCUUCACAGUAGUAGACGAUGGCGGAUCUCCAUGGACAUCUCCUGUGGACAAACAGCUGGUUGAAGCACAGAGAAAGGUGGUUCAGCGACUAGAAGCAGAUUUGGGAGUCAAAGUUAAGGAAAUUAGCUUUCCACAGCUAAAAUACUCCUUCCAGAUGUGGGAUACAUGCAUGGCACUGCCAGAUGAAGAUGGCAAGCCACCACAGCCUAUGGUGGAGCUGAUGGCAGAUGGAGGUUCGACCGUGUGGCCGGUGUGGGAACUGAUUAAGUGGAUUUUUGGGAAAUCUGACCACACACUGCCUUCUAUUGGUGUGUCUCUAAUGCACAGCAAACCAUCACCGUUCUACCUUAAGCAGAAAGAGGCACUGCAGCAUGACAUGAAUGAGGUGUUGGGAAAGGAUGGUGUGCUGCUGUACCCCUCACAUCCUCUGCUGGCCCCCAAACACCAUCAUCCCUUAUUCACAGUGUUCAACUUCUCCUACACAGGGAUCUUCAAUGCACUGGGCCUUCCUGUUACCCAGUGUCCUUUAGGGUUGAGUGUGGAGGGUCUUCCCCUCGGGGUGCAAGUGGUGGGAGGGAAGCUGCAAGACCGGUUAACGCUAGCUGUGGCUCUGUAUCUGGAGAAAGCUUUCGGAGGUUGGAGGAACCCAGGAACCGCCUGAGAGAAUGGACCACAUGGAGCUGCAACUUUCAUGAAAUUAUUAAAUAUACUAAUGAUCAA